Synchiropus splendidus (mandarinfish) is the source of this 7116-nucleotide messenger RNA. RefSeq names its product dedicator of cytokinesis 7 (gene dock7). The transcript has 53 exons. The record is from RefSeq and is a predicted model, not a curated record. Bases 112 to 6567 code for a protein of 2151 amino acids. Gene Ontology annotation, molecular function: guanyl-nucleotide exchange factor activity. NCBI's taxonomy places the organism in Eukaryota, Metazoa, Chordata, Actinopteri, Syngnathiformes, Callionymidae. Gene Ontology annotation, biological process: positive regulation of GTPase activity; small GTPase-mediated signal transduction; axonogenesis.
AGUCAUUACGGUAAGAUCCCAUACUCCAGUUUUCCCGUUCUCCCUGUGGUUGUAGUGAGUGCUGCUGCUGCCUCCCUGGGAAUCUGUUAAAGCACAUCAGCGGCCACUGCCAUGGCUGAACGCCGGGCCUUCGCUCAGAAAAUCAGCAGGACUGUGGCAGCAGAGGUCAGGAAGCAGAUAGCUGGUCAAUAUGGCAGCUCCCCGCAGCUCUUCAAAAACAUUAACGCCGGAGCUGCAACAACCAACACAGUUCCACUCACAGAGGCUGUAGAGCCUGUGGAUUUUGAGGAAUACCUCAUCACGCACCCUCCCAUCGUUGAGUCAGGUCCCCUGAGGGAUCUGAUCGAGUUUCCUCCCGAUGAUAUCGAGGUCAUCUACAUGCCCAGAGAGUGUCGCACAGUCACCCCAGCUGUUCCAGAAGAAGGUGAUACUGACACUCAUGUGAGAGACUGUGUCCGGUCCUACACUGAAGACUGGGCCAUUGUCAACAGAAAGUACCACAAACUCGGUACGGGCUUUAACCCCAACACCCUCGACAAGCAGAAGGAGCGACAGAAGGGCCUGCCCAAACAAGUCUUUGAGGCUGAUGAGUUGCCAGACAGCAGCAGUUACCAAGACGAUCAAGAUGACCUUAAGCGCAGGUCCAUGUCAAUAGAUGACACCCCACGGGGAAGCUGGGCUUGCAGCAUUUUUGACCUGAAGAAUUCCCUCCCGGACGUCCUCCUGCCACACCUCCUGGACCGAGCUCCUAAUGAGGAUAUAGACCGCCACAAUGAGGACCAGCGCAAGACCAACCGUCACAGGGAACUGUUUGCUCUGCACCCUGCCCUGGAUGAGGAGGAGCCCAUUGAGCGCCACUGUGUGCCUGAAGUACCAAAAGAGCACUUCGGCCAGAGGCUGCUUGUCAAGUGCUUGUCCUUGAAGUUUGAAAUUGAAAUUGAGCCCAUAUUUGCCAGUUUGGCCUUAUACGAUGUCAAGGAAAAGAAAAAGAUUUCCGAGAACUUUUUCUUCGACCUCAACUCUGAGCAGACGAAGGCAAUGUUGCGUCCACACAUUCAGACGGCAGCUAUCUCCACACUGGCUCGGUCGGCCAUUUUCUCCAUCACCUAUCCUUCCCAGGAUGUCUUUCUGGUCAUCAAGCUAGAGAAGGUGCUGCAGCAGGGAGACAUAGGCGAGUGUGCUGAGCCUUACAUGGUCUUCAAAGAGUCCGACGCUGCCAAGAACAAGGAGAAACUGGAGAAGCUCCGCAGCCAGUCUGAGCAGUUCUGUACUCGACUAGGCCGCUACCGAAUGCCAUUCGCCUGGACCGCCAUCCACCUAAUGAACAUAGUAAACAGCGCCGGGAGUCUCGAGAGGGACACCGAGCUGGAGAUGAGCCUCUCAGAGAGAAAAGGAUCAUGGUCUGAACGCAGGAACUCAAGCAUCAUGGGAAGGCGCUCGCUGGAGAGGACCACCAGCGGGGAUGAGGCAUGCACUCUCACAGGGUUUCGACCCGCCACACUGACGAUCACCAACUUCUUUAAACAGGAGGGUGACCGGCUGAGCGAUGAAGACUUGUAUAAGUUCUUGGCGGACAUGAGAAGACCAUCUUCAGUGCUGAGAAGACUAAGACCCAUCACAGCCCAGCUGAAGUUGGACAUCUCACCCGCUCCAGAGAAUCCUCAUUACUGCUUGACCCCAGAUAUCCAGCAGGUGAAACCUUACCCGGACAGCCGUGUUCGUCCCACCAGGGAGAUCCUGGAAUUUCCCGCGAGAGACGUCUACGUGCCAAAUACAACAUACAGGAAUUUGCUCUAUGUGAAUCCGCAGAGCCUCAACUUUGCUAACCGACAAGGAUCCGCUCGCAACAUCACGGUGAAAGUGCAAUUCAUGAAUGGAGAGGAUCCAAAUAAUGCCAUGCCGGUAAUAUUUGGGAAGUCCAGCUGUGCAGAUUUUGCAAAAGAAGCUUAUACAGCAGUGGUUUAUCAUAACAGGUCUCCUGAUUUUCACGAUGAGAUCAAGAUCAAGCUGCCAGCAUCCUUGUCAGACCACCACCAUAUUCUCUUCACGUUCUACCACGUCAGCUGUCAGCAGAAGCAGAACACACCUUUGGAGACCCCUGUUGGAUACACAUGGAUCCCCAUGUUACAGAAUGGCCGUCUGCGGACUGGUCACUUCUGCCUUCCUGUGUCUCUUGAAAAGCCCCCUCAGUCGUACUCUGUUCUCUCCCCAGAUGUUCCGCUUCCUGGUAUGAAAUGGGUGGACAACCACCGAGGAGUGUUUAAUGUGGAAGUGGUGUCUGUUUCAACAAUCCACACACAGGACCAGUAUCUGGAUAAGUUCUUUGCCCUGGUCCACGCUCUAGAUGAGCACAUGUUCCCCGUCCGGAUAGGAGACAUGCGAAUCAUGGAGAACAACCUGGAGACAGAGCUCAAGUCCAGCAUCGCGGCACUAAACUCCUCCCAGCUGGAGCCAAUAGUUCGUUUCCUUCACCUGCUACUGGACAAGUUGGUGCUCCUUGUGGUUCGCCCCCCAGUCAUCGCUGGGCAGAUAGUCAAUCUGGGUCAGGCUUCGUUCGAAGUCAUGGCGUCCAUCGUAAAUCGCCUUCACAAGUACCUCGACACCAGCCAGGACAUGCAUGGACGCAACAGCCUGCUGUCUUCCUAUAUCCACUAUGUCUUCCGGUUGCCCAGUGCUGACCCCAACUCCCCCUCACCAGCAACCUCUGACCCCAAUUCAACCUCAACAGGCCCCGGUGGUCUGGGAGGGUCUGUUCACUACGCCACCAUGGCCCGCUCGGCUGUCCGACCAGCGAGCCUCAACCUAAACCGCUCCCGUAGCCUUAGCAAUAGUAACCCUGACAUCUCAGGCACACCCACUUCUCCCGACGACGAGGUCCGAUCCAUCAUUGGCAGCAAGGGCUUAGACCGCUCCAACUCGUGGGUGCACACCAUGGGCUGUAAGAGUGCCCCCUGGGGAUCCAGCCCCGGGUCUGCUCCAGAAACCAUGCAGGCCAUGGAGCGCUGUGGCAAUCGCAUGUCUUCGCACACAGAGAGUGCCAGUUUCUUGCAAACUUUAACUGGACGGUUGCCCACAAAAAAGCUCUUCCAUGAAGAGUUGGCCCUUCAAUGGGUGGUGAGCAGUGGAAGUGUUAGGGAAGGAGCGCUUCAACAGGCCUGGUUUUUCUUCGAGCUGAUGGUGAAGAGCAUCAUCCAUCACUUGUACUUCUCCGAGCGCCUGGAGUCGCCCCGAAAGAACCGAUUUCCAGAACGCUUCAUGGAUGACAUCACUGCUUUGGUUAGCACCAUCGCUGGUGACAUUGUGUCCCGAUUCCAGAAGGAUCUGGAGCUGGUGGAACGGCUAAACACCAGCCUGGCCUUCUUCCUCAAUGACCUGCUGUCAGUGAUGGACCGAGGCUUCGUUUUCACUCUGAUCAGGGCAUACUGGAAGCAGGUGUCGACAAAGCUUUACACACUGCAGAACCAAACUCUGGAGUCUUUGAGGCUGGAUUUUUUGAGGAUCGUUUGCAGCCACGAACACUACGUCACACUCAAUUUGCCUUGUAGUUUGUUGACUCCUCCUGCCUCCCCGUCACCGUCUGUGUCCUCAGCUACUUCCCAGAGCUCUGGAUUCUCCACGCACGUACAAGACCAAAAGAUUGCCAACAUGUUCGAACUGUCUGUGCCCUUCAGAGAACAGCACUUUCUGGCUGGGCUGGUUCUGUCUGAGCUUUCUGUUAUUCUGGACCCGGAGAACGAAGGGAUGUUCGGCUUACAUAAGAAGGUGGUCAGCGUCGUACAUAACCUCCUGUCCAGCCAUGACUCCGAUCCACGCUACGCUGAUCCAGAAGUCAAAGCUCGGGUCGCAAUGCUUUAUCUGCCUCUGAUUGGAAUUGUCAUGGAGUCACUGCCACAGCUCCAUGACUUCACAGUUGACUCCCAAAACCAGUGGGGUCGCCCCGGUUGUCCUCAGGGGCCAGUUGCUGGCAGCACUGGAGAGGAAGCAGAAGGCGAGGGUAAUGGCAUCAUCAGCCAGACAGUUGCCAUGGCUAUAGCAGGCACCUCCACUGCCUCGCCAAUAUCCCGACCAAGCAGCUUCUUGCUAAACUCGCAGGCGAGUCGUCAGCAUGGAAGCUUCACGGCCGAGUCCAGUCGCAGUUUGCUCAUCUGUCUGCUGUGGGUGCUGAAGAACGCUGACGAGAUGAUUCUUCAAAAAUGGUUCACAGAUCUUUCAGUGUCGCAGCUGAAUCGCCUGCUGGAUCUUCUCUACCUCUGCGUCUCCUGCUUCGAAUACAAGGCCCAUGUUGUCUUCACCAUGCAGGGGAAGAAGGCAUUCGAACGUAUGAACAGCCUGACAUUCAAGAAAUCCAAAGACAUGAAAGCAAAGCUGGAGGAAGCCAUUCUGGGCAGCAUCGGCGCCCGGCAGGAGAUGGUGCGACGCAGCCGUGGGCAGCUUGAGCGUAGUCCGUCUGGCAGUGCCUUUGGUAGUCAGGAAAACCUGCGCUGGAGGAAGGACAUGACCCACUGGAGGCAGAACAGUGAGAGACUGGACAAGAGUCACAGAUCAGUCAGGACCAGAGCAGAGUUGGAACAUGAAGCCCUCAUCGAUGGCAACCUUGCAACUGAGGCCAACUUGAUUAUACUUGACACGUUGGAGAUCGUUGUGCUGACUGUUUCGGUCUCAGAGUCCAAGGAGAGCAUCCUGGGUGGGGUGUUAAAGGUUUUGCUUCACAGUAUGGCCUGCAACCAGAGCGCCCUUUACCUGCAGCACUGCUUUGCAACUCAAAGAGCACUGGUGUCGAAGUUUCCUGAGCUGUUGUUUGAAGAAGAGACAGAGCAGUGUGCAGACUUGUGUUUGCGACUACUGAGGAGCUGCAGCAGCAGCAUCAGCACCAUCCGAGCCCAUGCCAGCGCCUCCCUCUACCUCCUCAUGAGACAAAACUUUGAGAUUGGAAACAAUUUUGCAAGGGUGAAGAUGCAGGUGACCAUGUCUCUGUCCUCACUGGUGGGAACAUCGCAGAACUUCAACGAGGAGUUCCUGCGUCGCUCUCUGAAGACCAUCCUUACUUAUGCAGAGGAGGACCUGGAGCUCAGAGAAACUACCUUCCCAGAUCAGGUUCAGGACCUUGUGUUUAAUUUGCACAUGAUCUUGUCAGACACAGUGAAGAUGAAGGAACAUCAGGAAGAUCCAGAGAUGUUGAUUGAUCUCAUGUACAGGAUUGCCAAGGGCUACCAGACGUCGCCAGAUUUAAGGUUAACCUGGCUGCAGAACAUGGCGGGAAAACACUCUGAGAGGAACAACCAUGCCGAGGCGGCACAGUGUCUGGUGCAUAGUGGCGCCCUGGUGGCUGAAUACCUCAGCAUGUUGGAGGAUCGCAAGUAUCUACCUGUGGGCUGUGUCACCUUCCAGAAUAUUUCCUCAAACGUGCUGGAAGAAUCAGCGGUCUCUGAUGAUGUGGUGUCACCGGAUGAGGAAGGCAUAUGCUCAGGAAAAUACUUCACUGAGCUCGGACUUGUGGGUCUUCUGGAGCAGGCUGCCUCUUCCUUCUCCAUGGCCGGCAUGUAUGAAGCAGUGAAUGAGGUGUACAAGGUCCUUAUCCCGAUCCACGAGGCCAACAGAGAUGCCAAGAAGUUGGCCACCAUUCAUGGUAAACUGCAGGAGGCCUUUGGCAAAAUCGUUCAUCAGAGCACUGGCUGGGAGCGAAUGUUUGGUACGUACUUCAGAGUUGGAUUUUACGGUUCGAAAUUUGGAGACUUGGAUGAGCAAGAGUUUGUGUACAAGGAGCCAGCCAUCACCAAACUGGCAGAAAUCUCUCACAGGCUGGAGGGUUUCUAUGGUGAGAGAUUUGGAGAGGACCAAGUCGAAGUUAUCAAGGACUCCAACCCCGUCGACAAGUGCAAGCUGGACCCAAAUAAGGCGUUCAUCCAGAUCACGUACGUGGAGCCCUACUUUGACACCUACGAGAUGAAAGACCGCAUCACAUACUUCGACAAGAACUACAACUUGCGGCGCUUUGUCUACUGCACCCCCUUUACGCUGGACGGGCGCGCGCACGGCGACCUGCAUGAGCAGUACAAACGUAAAACCAUCCUGACCACCUCCCACGCGUUCCCCUACAUCAAGACCCGCAUCAACAUCAUCCACAAAGAGGAGAUUAUCUCCACGCCCAUCGAAGUGGCCAUCGAGGACAUGCAGAAGAAGACUCAGGAGCUGGCCUUCGCCACCCACCAGGACCCAGCUGAUGCCAAAAUGCUGCAGAUGGUCCUGCAGGGGUCGGUUGGCACCACAGUCAACCAGGGUCCUCUGGAAGUGGCUCAGGUCUUCCUGUCUGAAAUCCCCAGUGACCCCAAACUGUACCGACACCACAAUAAGCUACGACUCUGUUUCAAAGACUUCACGAAGAGGUGUGAAGACGCUCUGCGAAAGAACAAGAGUCUGAUUGGUCCAGACCAAAAAGAGUACCAGAGGGAGCUGGAGAGGAACUACCACCGCCUGAAGGAGGCGCUGCAGCCCCUCAUCAACAGAAAAAUCCCACAGCUUUACAAGCCUGUCCUGCAGGUGAACUCGCACAGCAAACGGACAGCUUGACCAGAGAUUCCUUCAGCAGACUGAGUCUACGCAAACUUGACAUUUGAAGACAGACGCUUUCACGAACUUUUGCAAUAUUAAUUUAUUCCAGAGUGUAAAUAGGAGUCUUCGAGCUUGGUCAGUGUUUCCGAGACGUCAUUCCAGUGUCUUAACUAUUUUUUACAAGCAAACAAAUGGACUUGACCGUUUUUAAAGAGACACCUUGAUCUUGGUAUUUGACAAGGGAGACGUGUGACUCCAACACCAUGUUAAUAAUGUACUGUAGUAUGAAUCGGUGAAAGUGCCAAAAUGAAAUGGAAAGGCCAAAUUUUGUCUUCAAAAAGGUACGAUUGUGCAUUUGACAUCAAGGUGUCUUUUUACCCAAACGUGUCAAAUAUUGUUUUAAAAAAUGUGUGCACUUUUUUUAUUAUUGUGUAGCAAUGCAUUUUUCAACAUAAAGAUUAUGUAACUCCAACAUGCAAAAAAAAAAAAAGUACCAUUAUUUAUCUUGUUUUUAAGUUGAGGUCGGUACUGAAAUAAAAAAAAAAAACACAACUGUAUAAUUUAUGU